AUGUCAUUUUUCAACUUUAAAGGAUUUGGAAGAAACUCCAAGAAGAAUAAGAAUCAAACUCAUCCACUUGCAGCCCCAACUCCACCAGUAAUGAAUACAAUAUAUUCAAGUCCACAUAACAGUAAUUCUAAAUUAUCACUACGAAAAAUGCAAUCACCAAAGAGACAUUCGCAAAGCAGUUCCAUUGUACAACAACAAUCUACCUCACAACAAACGCAAAUACCGCAACAGGAAAGACCUGAAUCCCAACAGAUCAUGUUUCUUAGUGAACCAUUUGUAAGGACGGCGCUGGUAAAGGGUUCAUAUAAGACAAUUGUGCAAUUGCCUAAAUAUGUAGACGUUGGGGAAUGGAUAGCAUUAAAUGUGUUUGAAUUUUUCACUAAUUUAAAUCAAUUUUAUGGUGUAAUAGCAGAAUAUGUGACCCCAGAUGCGUACCCAACAAUGAAUGCCGGCCCUCAUGCUGAUUAUUUAUGGUUAGAUGCCAAUAAUAGGCAGGUCUCUCUACCGGCCAGUCAAUAUAUUGACUUGGCAUUGACAUGGAUUAAUAAUAAAGUUAAUGACAAGAACUUAUUCCCAACGAAAAAUGGUAUCCCAUUUCCUCAAGUAUUUCUAAGAGAUGUACAAAGAAUAAUGGUACAGAUGUUUAGGAUAUUUGCACAUAUCUAUCAUCAUCAUUUCGAUAAAAUUGUUCAUUUAUCGUUGGAGGCACAUUGGAAUUCAUUCUUUGCUCAUUUCAUUAGUUUUUCAAAGGAAUUCAAAAUAAUCGAUAGGAAAGAGAUGGCACCUUUAUUGCCAUUGAUUGAAAGUUUUGAAAAACAAGGCAAAAUUAUUUAUACUUAG
Molecule: messenger RNA, 840 nt
Organism: Naumovozyma castellii
Lineage: Eukaryota; Fungi; Ascomycota; Saccharomycetes; Saccharomycetales; Saccharomycetaceae
Gene: MOB2
Product: Mob2p
Exons: 2
Coding region: 1-840 (279 amino acids)
Source: RefSeq, a predicted model, not a curated record